Lathyrus sativus (Indian pea) is the source of this 762-nucleotide messenger RNA. NCBI's taxonomy places the organism in Eukaryota, Viridiplantae, Streptophyta, Magnoliopsida, Fabales, Fabaceae. The record is from the annotation of a GenBank genome assembly.
AUGUCUUCUUCACUUGUAAAGAUCGAAGACCAACACCACCUCCCCAAAGAUCUUUACCAUCUCUCAAUCAAAGAUCUGAUUGGAAAGGUGACUGAAGAAGAAGAGAAUCACCCUGUAGGAUUUGGAAAGCAUGGUGGAAUAUGCGCAAUUUGUUUGGAGGUGAUAGUGCUACAAGAAACUGCUCUUGUAAAAGGUUGCGAGCAUGCUUACUGUGUAACAUGCAUCCUUCAUUGGGCCACAUACAGUAAGAAAGUUACCUGCCCUCAGUGCAAACACCCAUUUGAGUUCCUCGCCGUUCAUCGCACACUUGAUGGGAGUAUUCAAGACUACAUGUUCGAUGAAAGUGUUUGCCUACUACUUCGGGCCAAGUGGUUCAAGCCUUUAAUUGUUGAAGAGUGUGCAGUUGUUGACGAAGAUAUCUAUCAAGAGAUAGAAGACUAUUAUAAUCAGUAUGAAGAAGCUGACGUUGAUCUAGAUGAUGACGAGGCUUAUUAUGGUGCUUCAGCAAAUGUCCGGCUUGGCAACCGUAGAUGGGGAGACAACGGUUUUGUAAGGGCUGGGCGUCAAGAGGCUCGGCCAGUCAAUCGACCAAGCUUCAAUGAUUCAGGAGCAAGUUCAUCGCGCGAGCCAAAGAAGAAAGAACAAGAGUGUCCAAAAGUUAUGACAGGAAGACGGGCAAAGAGGGCCCUGAAAAGGGAAGCUGCUAAUAAGGCAGCUGAAGUGAAGCAUCAGAAGCAUUUGGAUAGGUUGGGUAGGAACUAG